AUGUUACAAAAACUAAGAAGUAGAUCUAAGAAUGUUAUUUCAUCUAUAUUAUUGAAAAGAUACAGUCACACUACUUCAAUAACUGGUACUCGAUAUCGUAAUCGCCCACAAACAGUUGACGUUUCAUUGGAAAAAACGGAAUUAUUUAAGGUAUUUCCUGAAAUAAAUGAAGAGAUACUUGACGAACAGCUAAUUUAUCUUGACGAAUAUCCAGAUUAUCGAAAAAGAUAUACCAAAUUGAUGUAUUACAAUACCCACGAUAUAAAUCCAAGAUUUCUAUCUAGAGCUAUAUUCACAGUACAUGCUUACAGACUUCUGGAAAAACCAUCCCUUUUGACACUAGAUAAUAUAAGAAAAGCUUGUAUUCUUGGGUGGUGUCAUAGAAUGAUAGAUAUUUCGAUAAUUAUAGAUGACGAUAUCGCAGAUGACUCUAAAAUACGUUACAACAAACCAACUUGGCACCAGCUCGACGAAGUAGGAAUAAACAACGCUAUUCUUGAUGCCGCUUUCAUAGAAUCCGCCGCUCACUUCCUAAUCAUCAACCAUUUUUCCAAUCAUUCCCAAUACGUCAACAUCCAAAGAGAAUUAUUAAGCUCUUACGCCCAUACUAAUGUGGCUCAACUGCAUGAAAUUAAGAAACGUAAAAUUGAGGAUUUAGAAAAAUGUCAAAAUUUUGCAAAAUUUAUUAUCAUGACACAACCAGUUGUUGCUUCAGCAUUGUAUUUGGCAAAUAUUGUUGAUACAGACGCUCAUGCUGCUUCCAAACAAAUAUGUUUGGAUAUCGCUCGUUUCCAAAAGAUCGAUGACGAUGUGAAAGGGAUAAUGACUCCUUUCAGUGAAAGGCUGAAAGAAUGUACGGAUAUUUCAGAAGGUAGGACUUCUUGGUUGGCGAUUGAAGCUUAUAAAAGAAGCAACGAAGCACAAAGGAAAAUCUUACGUGACCACUAUGUACUCGAUAUUGUAAUCGCCCACAAACAGUUGACGUUUCAUUGGAAAAAACGGAAUUAUUUAAGGUAUUUCCUGAAAUAA
Molecule: messenger RNA, 1029 nt
Organism: Diorhabda sublineata
Lineage: Eukaryota; Metazoa; Arthropoda; Insecta; Coleoptera; Chrysomelidae
Product: farnesyl pyrophosphate synthase-like
Exons: 5
Coding region: 1-1029 (342 amino acids)
Biological process (GO): trans, trans-farnesyl diphosphate biosynthetic process
Cellular component (GO): cytoplasm
Molecular function (GO): dimethylallyltranstransferase activity; (2E,6E)-farnesyl diphosphate synthase activity
Source: RefSeq, a predicted model, not a curated record